CAGACUAUUACUAUGAAAUCCUGGGUUGUUAUGAAAUGGAAUAACACGUUCAUUAAGUGGAACAGAACAGAUUUUGGAAAUGUAAACCGAGCGCACUUUCUACCCACGGAAAUUUGGUUCCCUGAUAUUGCAUUGUAUAAUAACGGCGACCCUGACGUCCCUAUAGCUGGAGGUAGAACAAAGUUUCUUUCGCACGUCGUGUGUGAUCAUCGAGGUGUUUGUAUCUGGAGCGGAGCCGCAACUUUUACUGCAUCUUGUGAUAUUCACAUCGAACAAUGGCCUUUCGACUCCCAGACUUGUAAUUUAGAGUUUGGUUCUUCAUCCUAUGACAACAACCAGCUUCAGCUACUCCCUUUUAAGCUCAGGGAUCAUUUUCCUGAAGGAAAUAACAAUUGGAAGGUUGAAUCGCUGGACCUUGCUGUCAAUGAAACAGACCAUGGUCAUUGCUGUCCUUACAAGUUUUCUCAAAUCACGUACAGUAUCAAAAUCAAACGCCUUUUUGGCUACCAGAUGUUUUACGUAUUCGCUCCUUGCUGUAUUCUCACUAUAUUGUCAAUGUUGAGCUUCCUCAUUCCGUCUGAGAGUGGGGAGAGGAUAGGUUUUGUCACAACACUGUUGCUAAGCCUGAUGGUGUACUUGCUAGUUGUGCCUGAUUCGUUACCAGUCUCAUCAAAAGAGAUUCCAAUCCUUGGUAUGAUUAUCAUGAUCACUCUCGUCAUUAUCUCAUUCGUCUUGUUGGCUACGAUUCUUGUUCUGAUAUGUUUCUUCCGUACUGAUAUCCCUCCAAAAUGGCUUCGCUGUUUGGCUUCCAAGAAACUCUAUUCUCGCGGGUCUAGUCCCGUGAAAGUGAAAGUAGAGGGACAAAAAGAGAGCUUCUCCUUAAGAGCUGUGCCACCAGGCUUUGAUGCCAUCCAGGCUGCUGCUGAAAUUCCAUCAACGAAACCUUCAACACCUAACGAGCCUAAUAUUAAUGAAUCCGAGUCAAUUUCUGGCCAAGUGUUGUGGCAAGACAUUUCGAUCAAACUUGAUAUAAUUUUUUUCUGGGUUUUUGUGCUUACAAGUGUAAUUUCAUAUGCUUUUCUCAUGGUAAAUGGUAUGCGCUGAUGUAUUGUGAUGAGGUAUCAAUGUUGUGUGAUGAAGUUUCAAUAUUGUGUGAUGAGGUCUCAGUGUUGAUUCAAUCGGCUAUAGGAACAAAGGCGCAUGAUAGUUUUGAAGUUUCAUGAGAAAGAAGGACGGAAGAAUGGUUAGCAGCGUGAAUUGAGGUCUUAUAUCAUGUCAUAUUCUAUGAUCAAUAAGAUCAAUUUUUUUCUUCUUAAAACAUAAAAGGUU
Messenger RNA from Exaiptasia diaphana, 1329 nucleotides. Its product is annotated as neuronal acetylcholine receptor subunit alpha-5-like. Gene Ontology annotation, biological process: signal transduction; monoatomic ion transmembrane transport; nervous system process. Gene Ontology annotation, cellular component: synapse; neuron projection; membrane. The record is from RefSeq and is a predicted model, not a curated record. Lineage: Eukaryota; Metazoa; Cnidaria; Anthozoa; Actiniaria; Aiptasiidae. The transcript has 4 exons. Gene Ontology annotation, molecular function: transmembrane signaling receptor activity; neurotransmitter receptor activity; extracellular ligand-gated monoatomic ion channel activity. The coding region runs from base 13 to 1104 and encodes 363 amino acids.